Tinamus guttatus (white-throated tinamou) is the source of this 5286-nucleotide messenger RNA. The record is from RefSeq and is a predicted model, not a curated record. Lineage: Eukaryota; Metazoa; Chordata; Aves; Tinamiformes; Tinamidae.
UCCUGGAGAGCAACCGUGUAAAUGGCUCUGAAUAUGAUGCGAAUUGCAGCACUGAAUGCAAGCUCCACAAUUGAGGAUGACUAUGAAGAUAACUUUAAAAGUCAUAAGACACAGACAAAGGAAGCUCAAGAAGCAGAAGCUUUUGCUUUGUACCACAAAGCUUUGGACCUCCAGAAACAUGACCGUUUUGAAGAAUCCGCUAAAGCUUAUCAUGAGCUUCUUGAGAUUCGUCUUCUGCGAGAGGCAGUUCUUCCUGGUGAUGAGAAAGAAGGGCUGAAACAUCCAGGCUUGAUGUUAAAAUAUUCCACUUACAAAAACCUAGCACAGUUGGCAGCCCAACGGGAUGACUUGGAGACAGCCAUGGAGUUUUAUUUGGAGGCUGUAAUGCUGGACUCUACUGAUGUCAACCUGUGGUAUAAAAUCGGCCGCGUAGCAAUAAAACUGGUCCGCCUACCUUUGGCUCGUCAUGCUUUUGAAGAAGGGCUCAGAUGUAAUCCUGACCACUGGCCUUGUCUAGAUAACCUUGUCACAGUCUUGUACACCCUUAGUGACUAUACAACGUGCCUGUACUUUAUCUGCAAAGCUCUGGAAAAGGAUUGUCUGUACAGCAAAGGCCUAGUUCUGAAGGAGAGGAUCUUUGAGGAGCAGCCAUGCCUCCGGAAAGAUUCCCUGAGGAUGUUUCUCAAAUGUGACAUGUCUAUUCAUAAUGUAAAUGUGAGUGCAGCUGAAACGGGAAGAAUCCUAGAAGAAGCGCUGGAGCUACGUAGGAAGAGACAGGCUUUGCUCGUGCGAGAGAAAGAACCAGACCUCAAACUUGUCCAGCCAAUUCCCUUCUUGACGUGGAAGUGUUUAGGAGAAACUUUACUUGCCAUGUAUCACCACCUCACAACAUGUGACCCUCCUCGACCUAGUCUCGGGAAGAGAAUUGAUCUCUCGGAAUACCGAGAUCCAGUUCAACAACUGAUUCUUUCUCCUACCUCUACUCCUGUCAGUGUUAUUCAGCCAACUCCUGUCAACACUAAUCCAGUGGCGACAAUGCCAGAUCCUGUAUUAACUUAUACUUCAGUGGCCUCCAAUUUUCCAAGUCAGAAUCAGAAUUUAUUGGAAUCAGUAGUUACUGUUGGUGAUGCGUCUUCUGUUGAUAAGUCUAAGAAAGGGGUGAAGCGAAAGAGAAUUACGGAAGAAAGUGGUGAAACUGCAAAAAGGAGAUCGGCUAGAGUCCGCAAUACCAAAUGUAAAAAAGAGGAGAAAGUUGACUUUCAAGAACUGUUGGUCAAAUUCCUUCCUUCCAGAUUGAGGAAACUAGAUCCAGAGGAGGAGGAAGAUCCUUUCAAUAACUAUGAGGUGCAGUCAGAGAUCAAAGAAGAGAAUUUCCAGCAUGUCGGACCACAUAGAAUGUCAUUUGAUUCUACAACAUUUAUGGAAUCUGGUAGGGAUUUCAUUAGAAACAAGAAGUUCAAUAACCUGAACAAUGGUGGGAUAUUGGAGCUGAUGAUGAGAUAUCUAAAAGUAAUCAGCCAAAAGUUCCUGGUAAAAUGGCCUCCGGGCUUAGCUGAGGUGGUUCGUAGUAUCUAUAACAGCUGGAGAAAGCACAGUAAUAGUCUUCCCAAUCCUUUACUGAGAGACUCAAGUAAUCAACAUAUAAAGGAUAUGAUGGUGAUGAGUCUUUCUUGCAUGGAAUUGCAGCUAGAUCAGUGGCUACUGACCAAAGGGAAGAGCUCUACAGUUUCUCCACGAAAUUGCCCUACUGCCUCUAUGAAUGGAAAGUUUGGUCCUGACUUCCCAGGAACUCAUUUUUUGGGAGACCUAUUGCAAUUGUCAUUUGCAUCUUCGCAGCGAGAUCUAUUUGAGGAAGGAUGGAUGGAAUUUGUGACUCGAGUGUAUUGGCUGAAAGCUCGCUUCCUAGCACUGCAGGGUGACAUGGAACAGGCACUUGAAAAUUACGAUAUUUGUACUGAAAUGCUACAGAAUGCCACUGCAAUGCAAACCCAAGCUGGUGAUAUGUGCAGCAUUGUAAUCCGGUUACCUAAUCUACAUGUUGAUUCUCUUGUUUCUUUGGAAGAGAUUGAUAAGAACCUGAAGUCUCUGGAGAGAUGCCAGUCUCUGGAAGAGAUCCAGCGACUGUAUGAGUCAGGAGAUUACAACGCAGUGGUGCAUCUGCUUCGUCCAACGUUAUGCUUUAAUGGUUAUGGCAGGGCUAAACAUCUGGAAUUUGUAACAUCCAUACCAGAGAGACCAGCACAGCUGCUUCUCCUGCAGGAGUCCCUGCUCAAACUGAAGGAUUACAAACAGUGCUUUGAAUGCUCCGAAGUUGCUUUGAAUGAAGCAAUUCAGCAGAUGAUUAACAUGGCAGCAGCCUCUGCUAAAGAAGAGUGGGUUGCUACGGUAACACAGCUGCUCACAGGAAUAGAUAGUUCCUUGUCCUCAGACAGCAGCAUCCUGGAGGAGUCUUCCUUAACGCCAAGCCUAGUUCGAUUGACAAACAACCUCAUUCAGAUCAUAGACUGCAGCAUGGCAGUCCAGGAAGAACCCAAGGAACCAUACGUCUCCUCGGUGCUUCCAUGGAUUAUCCUGCACAGGAUCAUCCAGCACGAGGAAGAUGCAUUUCGAUCCCUUUGCUGCCAGCAGCAGCAACAGCAGCACCAAGAAGAAGGAGUGAGUCCUGACACCCCUAUGCUACCUUCUUCUCUCAUGCUGCUGAACACUGCUCAUGAGUAUUUGGGAAGAAGAUCCUGGUGUUGCAACUCAGAUGGAGCUCUUCUCAAGUUUUAUGUUCAAGUAUUAGAAAAAGAACUUGCAGCAUCUACUUCUGAAGAUACUCAUCCAUACAAAGAGGAGCUGGAAACAGCCUUGGAACAGUGUUUUUAUUGCUUGUAUGGUUUCCCUAGCAAAAAAAGCAAAGCAAGGUACCUGGAAGAACAUUCUGUGCAGCAGGUGGAUUUAACAUGGGAAGAUGCCUUGUUUAUGUUUGAAUAUUUUAAGCCUAAGACGCUUCCAGAGUUUGACAGUUACAAAACCAGCACUGUGUCUGCUGAUCUGGCCAACCUUUUGAAGAAGACUGCAACAAUUGUUCCCCGAACAGAUAAACCUAUGCUGAGUUUAGAUACUGUCUCUGCCUAUAUUGAAGGAACAUGUAGCAAGGCCCCAUCUCUCCCAGAUGGUGCAGACUAUUCUCCACCAGUAGUGACCGAGUUGUACUAUCUUCUGGCAGACUAUCAUUUCAAGAAUAAAGAACAAUCUAAGGCCAUUAAGUUUUACAUGCAUGACAUUUGUAUUUGUCCAAACAGGUUUGAUUCAUGGGCUGGCAUGGCUCUGGCUCGAGCAAGUCGUAUUCAAGACAAGCUGAACUCUAACGAACUGAAAAGUGAUGGCCCCAUCUGGAAGCACUCUACUCCUGUCUUGAACUGCUUCAAGCGAGCCUUAGAGAUUGACAGCUCUAAUCUCUCACUGUGGAUUGAAUACGGCACCAUUUCCUAUGCCCUGCACUCGUUUGCAUCCCGGCAGCUUAAGCAGUGGAAAUCGGAACUUCCCCCUGAAGUUGUGCAGCAGAUGGAAGAGCGCCGAGACAGCAUGUUGGAGACAGCCAAACUGUGUUUUACAUCAGCAUCUCGCUGCGAGGGAGAUGGUGAUGAAGAGGAGUGGCUUAUUCAUUACAUGCUGGGAAAGAUUGCAGAGAAGCAGAAACAGCCUCCUGUUGUCUAUCUACUUCAUUACAAACAGGCAGGCCAUUACCUGCAUGAGGAAGCUGCGCGAUAUCCAAAGAAGAUUCACUACCAUAAUCCACCAGAACUUGCCAUGGAGGCACUGGAGGUGUACUUUCGACUUCAUGCUUCUAUUUUGAAACUUGUGGGGAAACCAGACUCUGGAGUAGAUGCAGAGAUACUGGUUGGUUUCAUGAAAGAGGCUUCUGAGGGACCAUUUGCCAGGGGUGAGGAGAAGAACACCCCAAAAGUUGCAGAAAAGGAAAAGACUUGCAUGAUUGAUGAAGACUCUCAUUCUUCAGCUGGAACAGUGCCGGGCCCUGGAACUUCCCUCCCCUCCUCCUCUGGUCCAGAGAGGAGUCAGGACAGCACUGCAGCAGUGCUCUCUGACUCCAGUUCCACGCAGGAUAUGUUUAAUGAGCCUGUCAGUUCUCAAGACAGCCUGAGGAAGUCUUACACGGAGAAGAGGAUUUCUGCUCCCUGUGCUGAUGCACUGAUACCCCACAAAGAGACCCCGGGAUCUACAGAGGAAAAGAUUACAGGAAAGUCGAAAGAGCCGCUGGAGAACUCAGAAUCUCACCAUUCUGCUGAGCCCGCCGGCCAAAAAGUUCUGCUGGAUGCUCAGUCUGCUUCUGGCAACCCCACCAAAGCUGCGAUCCCCCCACCCUCCCAGGGGGACUGCAGAAGGAAACCUGAACCUUGUGGAGAUGCAUCCGAAUUUCCUCAAUCCCUUCCAGCAGACCUCGAGGAGCAGCGGAAGCUCCUGACCGAGCAGUGCAUCACCUCCUUCUGCCUCUGCCUCAGCCGCUUUCCCCAGCACUACAAGAGCCUCUACAGACUGGCUUAUCUCUACACAUACAGCAAAACACACAAGAACCUGCAGUGGGCCCGUGACGUGCUGCUGGGCAGCGGCAGCCCCUGGCAGCAGCUGAAGCACAUGCCAGCACAGGGCCUCUUCUGCGAGAGAAACAAGACCAAUUUCUUCAACCAAUUGCGUAUUGCUCAGGUGCAGAGUUCCCAGCACCACAGAGCACAGGGGAGCUCAUACCAACUAAUGCGUGUCGCCUGCCUGCAGAUUAAGGAAGACUCGGUGGCUCCUGAGGAGGAGGAAGGAUUUCCUGGAAUAGCGGGAACACCUUUCGGAGCUUCCGUGCUAGCAGCUGUGGAGCGACGGGGGUGCCCGCCUUGCACCUUGCUAAGCCUCAGGGAAGCUGGGAGCGAGUGGCUGACGGGGAUGAAGCGCAGGGCACCAGGAAGGCAUGGAGAGCAGCUUGGUGUUUUGGAGCUGGAGAGGCGUUUUGGAGCUUUUGGCCGCGUCUCACUCCUUCCUCUGUGGCUUCAUGUAAACAGCUUUGCUGGCUGUCGCCAGAGGGAGGAGAAGCCUUCAGCCAGGAGAAGAGUGGCCAGCGAGCAGGGGCCGCUGCGCGCCCGGCCGCUCCGCUCGGUGCCGGCACUGCAGGCGUCCGGCCGAGCGGCCCGAGUGGGGACCACGGGUAAAAAGAAGCCUCCAAAGCAGCUGCGCUCCCCUGGCUGUUGCAGCCUGUACCCCUGCACGAGGGUGAUUUCCAGCGAGCUACCUUGCUAA